GGACCAGCGCACCUCCAUCAUUGAUGCAGAGGAGGUGAGAGAGGAACAUCCCUGCACUCACUGCUGCGCAAUUACUUUAAACCUGCUGUUCUCCUGCUGCAACAUCACAAAAGAGCGCAAAGAACCUGCUUUUUCAUUUUUUUUCAGGUUUCUCUACGCCUUUUAAGACGUUUGGUUAAUGCUGCGGUGGAUACGCUGAAGUCCAGAUGAGUCGCAUCUCUGUGGUUUAGUUGAGUGUGUGGGCAGAGGAGAUUGUCUUCCGAUCUGGAUUGAACUGAGUGGAACUGAAUCCAUUAAACCCGAUCACAAAGAGAGGAUGACCAUUUCGACAUGGGAGGAUAAUGUCACAGCGCUUCUUUGACUUGUUUUAAUUAGUUUACAAACAAAAUUGCAAAGCAAAAGAAAAUAUUAAUAAUCUGGACAUCUUUAUUCGACGUUUCAAGUCAUAUUAACCGUAUGAAUACAAUCAAACGCGUGAUUUGAAGUUGAAGAAAUCGUAAAUAAUGGGAAAUUAGCGCCGUCUGACCACUUUUAUAAUAUUUCACAUCUGCCAAAAGGAGUUCUCUUUUUCUUUCAGAAAUAUUAACUUUGGAUUUCCACAAUGGCAAUAAACACAGAUACGGAGUUUGCGAAAUCGAAUCUAGGGGAGAGUGGCGGCACGCAACCAGCCGAGACCGAGAAACUCCUCGUGACCACCGAGCCCACCGGGGUGAAGACCUCCAGCUCCUUCACGGUCAGUGUCGGGGAUGACAAGGCUCUCGACGGGGAUCAGAACGGCCACAGCCUGCCGCUGAGAUGCGAAUCAGUGGGGCAGCUCGGACCGGCUCCUCUCUCCCCGUCCAGAGCGAGCCGCUCAUCAUUCGCCGGUAAUGCCGCCCAAGAGCAGCAGAAACCCAAAGACUACCUCAUACUGGUCAUUUUUUCCUGCUUUUGUCCCGUGUGGCCACUAAGCAUCGUUGCGUUGGUCUAUUCAAUUAUGUCCAGAAACAGUCUACAGCAGGGGGAUAUGGAUGGGGCAAGACGCCUGGGACGCUUGGCUCGCCUGAUUAGCUGUGUGGCCAUCAUCGUGGGCCUCCUUAGCAUCAUAAUCUAUGUGGUGGUUGCAGUGACUGGAAAGGGGGCGUAGUAAGAUGAGAAACCCAUCUACAGCACUACUGCAAAAAAACUCACACACAAUGUAAUUAAAAUAAGAUCUCCCUCUUAACAAUAAUGCCACAAAAGUUGAAAAAGAAACGAGGACUGUAGCAACUAAAUAAGAUCUGAUUAAAUAGCAAAAAUGCAUGCAGUAGGUUAGCAUGCUCAGUGAAGAAGAAAAAAAAUCCCAUAUGUUAAAAAGAACAGUGAUGGCUUGCAUUAUGUAAAUGAGAAACAUAGCUGUUUCGGCAAGAACUCGCCUGAGGAUGACACAAAGGACGAGGGGACGCUUUUCAAAGAUGGUCUUUGAAAACAGGCUACGCCCGGCAAGCUGCAUUUUAACCUUAUAUUACUCCUGGUUGAUCUUGCAUUCGAAAAUUAUGCACAGAAAUAUUUGCAAUAUAACUACUGAUGUAUGUUUUAUAAAAAGAUUUAUAUGUGGAGUUUAAGCUACGGGAAUGAACUAGGGAUGGCAAGACUGUUAGAGGCCUUGUUAGACUUAACAGAAAUGGUCAGUGGGGUUGGAGUUUUCAUUUUUGUUUAUUUAUUUUGUAGGUUUUGAUUAUAAAAAUGACCACGUGCAUGCCUGAUCUUGUAUGUGAAUAACUGUCAGCAUUUUUCAUUACUAUCUUUUUUUAUCUGUGAGAGUAGUGGGUAUCUACAGAUGGGAAUGUAAUUCAUUGUCCAGUGCGUGUCCAAUGCUAUAUUCUCUCAAUGGCACAAAGUUCAUGGAGAGCUCUGUCCUAGCAAUGAGGCUCCACUACACGUCCUGCACUAGUAUAGUUUCCUUCAGAGAGGUAAGACUGUAACGUUAAGCAUGCCAUGCCUCUCUCUCCUGACAACAACUAUUGGAGCAUGGACAUUCAACUAGAGGCAUGCAAUGGCCAGCACCAUUCUGUGACAAGACCUUUAUAUCAGUAUGCUAAACAAAUCACAGGACUAUUCAUCUUUUCCAGGACAGAAUGCCAGUCUCCUUGUCAUAAAUCUCCCUUACUUAACCCUUAUAAAUAUGAGAUAUAUAUCAGCAUAUUUAUAGAAAUAUUUAGGCAUGCUGUGGGUGGACAAAACACUUUUUUAUCUUCACCUAGAAUGAGCUAAAUGACUUUUCUUUGACACGUCUCACAGUGUUGACUGCAUCUCUGUGACUGCUAAUUCAUCAAUCUGCUGAUAUUAAGACAAAAUUACACAAAUUAAAUAUGUAAAAGUGGAGGUACAGAUACAUAACAGCACUUAUCUGGAUAGUUAGACUAAGGGAUGGUUAGGAAGGAAACAUUCCACAGCAGUCUAUUGAUCUGCUUCAUUCAUACUUAAGUAUUUUACUGCCCUGUCAUAGAUUUAUAAGCACUUUAUCACUUAUUUUUCAUCAUUAUUCUCGUGUCUUGUCAAUACUUUUGUGUCCUACAAGUAUGACCUUCAUGUAUAAACUAGACUGUUAGCACCUAAACACCUAAGACUUCAUUUAUAGGCAUUGUACUAAAUAGUUUAGUGUUUUGUAAAUUCAUGUGAUCAGAUGCCUCUUUUUUUCUGGAAAUUGAUGCUACUCAUAACUAUUUUGUUCACUGUAAGCAAUUAUGUUACUGUGUAAUUCAUAAUAACCAUUAGGCCCAUAUGAAUGAGAUGCAAAAAUGCUGCUAUGUGUCUUUUAAAACUGUGAUUUGUUAUGUACAACAUAUGUUUUUCUAUGUACCUUUGCAAGUGUGAAAUAAACUUUAACAUGCAUGGUCCACAA
This is a messenger RNA of Ctenopharyngodon idella (grass carp), 2863 nucleotides long. RefSeq names its product trafficking regulator of GLUT4 (SLC2A4) 1a (gene trarg1a). Bases 602 to 1126 code for a protein of 174 amino acids. NCBI's taxonomy places the organism in Eukaryota, Metazoa, Chordata, Actinopteri, Cypriniformes, Xenocyprididae. The record is from RefSeq and is a predicted model, not a curated record. The transcript is spliced from 3 exons. Gene Ontology annotation, cellular component: membrane.